AUGUCGGAUUAUUCAACACGCUUAAGGAGCAUCCUUGGAAUCUCCCGGUCGACCCCGGCCGCACCACUCAGUGCCUCAGAAAGGCGUGGACCGCCGAUUCGGACGGCCAAAUCGACGCUAGAAGACCUUGGAUUUUUAGUACUCGCUCCUGGAAUUCACCCUAUUGUCGAUAUCAUAGCAAUUCAUGGUUUGGAGGGUCACAGAGAGCACACAUGGGUCGCAGAUAAUGGGGUCCUGUGGCUGCGUGACUUCCUGCCCGGCGACUUGCCCAAUGCGCGGGUCCUCACAUAUGGUUAUGAUGCCGACACCCGCAGCAGUGAAUGCGUAUCAAUCCAAACGAUGGGUCGGCACGCUGAGGCCUUUCUCCAUGCCCUUUCAAGGCACCGCAAAGACUGCUCUCGACGGCCUAUCAUCUUUAUUGCUCAUGAUCUAGGGGGAAUCAUUCUCAAGUGGGCACUAGUCAUCUGCCACAAUCAGAGUUUGGAAACACGAGGCAAUCUUCGAGACAUUAUAGUGUCUACCCAUGCAAUCCUCUUCUUCGGCGUCCCGCAUCAUGGCAUGGAAUACGAUCUUCUAGAGGCAAUCAAUCGCCUCGUGUCGCCGUAUAUAAAGACUGGAGAUGUGAUUCUCAAAAACCUUCAAUCCCAUUCCUCGGAGCUAGAGAACAUACAAAGUCUCUACGUCGAAGCCAGCAAAACGAUCGGCACUAUAUUCUUUUGUCCGGAAUAUGCGGAAAGCCAGAACGUGAAUACAUACGUCGUCCACUCUGUUGACGCUACCAGUUUGACAGACUUCCUUCAUGCCAAUCAUCGUGAUGUGGUCCGUUUUUCUACUACAAGCAGCGGUAACUAUCAAACUGUACUGUUUCAUCUCCGAAGCUCCUCGGAAAGUGCACCCAAGGCCGUGUAUAAGCAGUGGCUCCUCGAAGAUAAACUUCGCGAUGUAGCAAACGAAAAGAUCGCGAUCCUCCUACCAAAGCCCCUUCCACCUGUGUCAAGAGGCUAUGUCGACCGGACAAAAAUUCAGUCCCAGAUCACGCAGAUGUUGAUUCCUAGCACGUGUAUACACCAACCACGGUGUAUAUUACACGGAAUUGGCGGGGGUGGGAAAACUCAGCUGGCGGUGAACUGGAUUCGCGAGCACAAAACCAGGUUCACUCGAGUAAUUUUCGUCGAUGCUUCUAGUCAGUCGCAGCUAGAAGCAGAUAUGGAGCGAUCAAUUCGCUGUUUAGGCCCAGAGUACAGCAAUAUGACGUGGAGAGACGCAGUUAGGUAUCUGGACGGCGAAGAGAGAGGCUGGUUGCUGUUAGUCGAUGGAGCCGACUCGCCAGACCUCGACCUCCAUCCAUACCUCCCAGUCUCUACUCACGGUACACUCAUUAUCACCACGAGAAAUGGCGGUUCUGUCAAUUACGCUCCAGGUAGCGCCAUUCACGUCGGAGGUCUUGAGGAGAGCGAAGCAGUGAACCUGCUUCAUACAGUCGCAAACAUUUACCCCACGUCUGAUACUAAUUCUCUCGAGAUUGUCCGAGAACUAGGGAUGCUGGCGGUGGCAAUCACUCAGGCGGGAGCGUUUAUUCACCAGACGCAGCGGAUAGAUACUUACCUCGAGAUCCUUCAUCAACAUCGGUCACAACUGCCUAGCGAACCCGAUAGUGGAGAUGGACCUUUGACAUACGCUGCAUUCGACCUGUCUUUUCGCCAAUUGCCAGCAAAAGCACAGAAUUUCCUGAAGUUGUGCGCAUUCCUUCACAAAUCGCAGAUUCCGGUUCGCUUAUUUGAGGACUCGGCAAAGUCAGACUUCAUUACAUAUACAGUCCACGACUAUUUUCCUCCACCAAAGAGCGAAAAAGUCUUCACUUCAAGUAUUCAGGAGAUUUUAGGCUCGACCCAUGACGAGCUCCCGUUCCACGACGUUGUUGACGCCGCUUCUCGCGCGUCACUCAUUGAUAUUUCGGCGGAUGGAUUAUUUUACACCAUCCAGUCCCCUUUCCAGAUGUAUAUCAAAGAUCAUCUCGCCGAAAAUGAGGCUCAUCACUAUACGCACAUGAUGGUACAACUCUUGCUUGGUGCGAUCUGGCCAUUAGAUGAAAGCAAUGCGCGAUUUUGGCGCCUGCUCCCUCAUGCAGAUGCCAUUCCUAGAGCUGUUCAAGCGAACGACAUUGCCCAUGCUUUGGCAUUUUGCCAACUCUAUGACUCGUUGGGUAAGUGGGAAGCGUGUCGAGAGCUGUUGGAAAUUGCCCUUUCGCAGCUUCAGAAAACUCGGGAAGAGACGCAUGCAGAAUCGAUAUGGUUGAUGAGCAGGCUUGCCACUAUGCUCCUGCAUUGCAAUCGAUCCGAGGAAGCGGAACGAAUGCAACAAAGGAUACUUGCUUUGCAAGUCGAUAUUCUUGGACAACAGCACCCAGACACGAUCACUACAAUGAACGACCUUGCCAACACAUUGUACGUACGUGGUCGAUUACAGGACGCUGAAGAGCUGCAACGAGGGGUGCUCGCACUGCGCCUCAAGAUCCUUGGACAACGACAUGCGGACACAAUCCUGACAAUGAGCCACCUCGCCGCCACCCUACAUGCCCGCGGUCAAUGGGAUAAAGCAGAGACAAUGCAGCGCGAGGUACUCGAUCUUCGGCUCCAAAUCCUUGGAGAGCGGAAUCUCGACACUGUCAAGGCCAUGAGCGACCUCGCUGCUACACUCUCUGACAGCGAUCAACUUGACGAGGCGGUCGAAAUGGAACGGCGUGUCGUCGGUCUGCAAGGCGAUAUUGCCGGAAAACAACAUCCAAAUACUAUCAAGGCUAUGGGCGAAUUUGCAAAAAUCCUGCGCAAGCAUGGUCAACUCGACGAGGCCGAAGCGGUGCAACGAGAUAUAUCUGCACUGUCAUCGGGGCCUUCUGGACGAAAUCCUGCAAUGUAA
Messenger RNA from Serendipita indica DSM 11827, 2916 nucleotides. The record is from the annotation of a GenBank genome assembly. Lineage: Eukaryota; Fungi; Basidiomycota; Agaricomycetes; Sebacinales; Serendipitaceae.